Messenger RNA from Macrosteles quadrilineatus (aster leafhopper), 1970 nucleotides. Its product is annotated as beta-1,3-glucosyltransferase. Gene Ontology annotation, molecular function: acetylglucosaminyltransferase activity. Bases 479 to 1885 code for a protein of 468 amino acids. The transcript is spliced from 13 exons. The record is from RefSeq and is a predicted model, not a curated record. Gene Ontology annotation, cellular component: membrane. NCBI's taxonomy places the organism in Eukaryota, Metazoa, Arthropoda, Insecta, Hemiptera, Cicadellidae.
UGCAAUUUUAAUUUUUUGUUGUUUAUACGUUUUUACGUUUAAUUUUUUAGUUUCAAUGGUUAGGUUAUGAUUUACAUAGAUUUUUAAAUAAUAAAAUUUUUAUAAUUUAUGAGUUUCGUGAUGGAAGUUUCAAUAAUUAUUCAAGUGCUUAAUGAAGUACGUUUAAAUGGACAUAAAUUCAGAAAGAAAGACUGCCAACAAAACUCUUCUGCCUAAUAAUUUGGACCUAUACGCUCCUUUAUAUAUUUUACGUUCAAUCUUACACAUAUUCAAGUGGUACUUAUAGUUUACAAAAUCGUUAUAAGUUAUUUAUUUCUUAAAUUAGCUGAGCUUUGACUAAAUUAGCCUAUGCCAUAAAUAUUUGACAAGACAAUGAUCAGGAGUGUCAUCAAUAAAAGAAAUGUUGAAAUUGGGAUAAACAUUUGAAAGUUUUUUUUGCAAAAUUUGAAAACCCCAUCCGUUUCCACGAAGGGUCUUUAUGUCCCAUGAAGAGACAACGUCAUCCGUACGAUUGAGCUUUGUUUCUAUGAUCUCUGGAGUUCUGCUUCUACUUCUGGCCUGCGCCAGUCAACUAGCUGCUCUUGGGCCAGAGGAGCUAGUUGUAGUUGUGCUGAGCCAAGCUGAUGUUUACCACUCAGCUCUUGCACGAGAUCUGAGGACCAGUCUUAUCCAGCAGUCAUCUGCUUCUGGCCAAAAAGGGCCCAAAGUGUAUCUGACUCAUGAAGACUUCCCUCACCCUGGAGCUUGGACUGUCGCCCCUGUGAUACCUUGGUUAUUCAAAAAUUAUGAAAACAACACUUCAUGGAUAAUUUUUUGUGAGGAAAGAACUAGAUUUAACUUGGAAAGACUGAUAUCAUUUCUCUCUCAAUAUGAUCCGAGCCAGGAGAUGUGGCUCGGUCAUGGAUUGCAAGACGCAGAGCCUACAAUAGUACAUCACUUUCAGUUCUCCCCCAAGCCUAUGCAGUAUCCACUGUUGGCUGCUGGAUUUGCCAUGUCUGCUGCUCUGCUCAAAAAACUGUACUAUACUCCGAGACAUGCCAAGACCGGGUUCUCAAUAGAUGCGAUGUAUGAGCUGGCACAGAUGGUUAACAGCACAGCCAUGCUGAGCUGGCCGUCGGAGUUCUGUUUAGAGAACAACCACACACGAUGUGCCUCAUACCCGCUACCUUUCCUCUCUUGUGGGGAGCCAGUGCCUAAUGAAGAUAUAUUUUUUGCUGUAAAAACGUGCCUUAAAUUCCACAAAGAGAGAGUUCCUGUGAUUCAAAAUACUUGGGGAAAAGAUGCUUCCAAUAUUGAAUUUUUUAGUGAUGUGCAAGAUGGGUCAAUACCUACAACAUCAGUGGGUAUUGCUAACACGGGUAGGGGACAUUGUGCCAAGACAAAGGCAAUACUAGAGCUUGUGUUGAAACGAUUUCACAAGCUACCCAACCUGCAGUGGCUUGUAUUGACUGAUGAUGACACUCUUCUCAGUGUUCCUCGUUUACGCCAACUGUUAAGUUGUUGGUCAGAUCAGGCCGUAGUGGUUGGAGAAAGAUACGGGUUCGAGGUUCGACUAUCUAGUGGCUACAACUUCCCAACAGGAGGAGCUGGCACGGCUAUUAACAUGGCAGUUUUGUCAAGUUUGGUUCGUGAAUUUCGCUGUUUUGCUGAUAAUGCUCCAGAUGACAUGAUCAUGGGAAGCAUUCUCAAACAGCUUGGAAUUCCCAUAAUUCAUUCACCACUUUUCCAUCAGGCUCGUCCCAUGGACUAUCCAGCAGAGUACUUAGCCACUCAACAACCUAUCAGUUUCCACAAGUAUUGGGAAACUGAUCCGUUCUCGGUCUACGAGCAGUGGUUCUCCACAACGCAACCACAGAGCUCACCAGACUUGCACUCUGAACUUUAGUACCAACUAUUAUGUGUUCAAAUUAUUUUUUUACUUUUUUGUAUUCUUUAUUGAUUAAUUAUUUGCAUAAUAAUACUCAAACUUU